Lontra canadensis (Northern American river otter) is the source of this 1992-nucleotide messenger RNA. RefSeq names its product RAD1 checkpoint DNA exonuclease (gene RAD1). NCBI's taxonomy places the organism in Eukaryota, Metazoa, Chordata, Mammalia, Carnivora, Mustelidae. The transcript has 6 exons. Gene Ontology annotation, biological process: DNA repair; DNA damage checkpoint signaling. Gene Ontology annotation, cellular component: checkpoint clamp complex; nucleus. The record is from RefSeq and is a predicted model, not a curated record. The coding region runs from base 195 to 1040 and encodes 281 amino acids. Gene Ontology annotation, molecular function: 3'-5' exonuclease activity.
UUCUCUGGUCUGAAAAGAGUGGCGGGAUCCGCUGCAUUUUCUCCCCAGCUACCUGAGAGUCGUGGCUGGCUUCUUCGGUGACCUGGCUGCGAAGGGCUCUCGGGCGUCCGGAUCCCGCUGGAAAGGUGUUUCGUGUUCCUCGGCAGCAAGUGUUGGCUCCGGAAGCCUCCCUUGGGACCAAUGUGCAGUGGACGAUGCCUCUCCUAACCCCACAGAUCCAAGACGAGAAUGACUACAGCUUAGUGGCCAGCCUUGACAACGUUAGGAAUCUCUCCACUAUCUUGAAGGCUAUUCACUUCCGAGAGCAUGCUACGUGUUUCGCUACUAAAAAUGGAAUCAAGGUUACAGUGGAAAAUGCAAAGUGUGUGCAAGCAAAUGCUUUCAUUCAGGCUGGAAUAUUUCAAGAGUUUAUAGUUCAGGAAGAGUCUGUUACUUUUCGAAUAAAUUUAACUGUCCUUUUAGACUGUUUAUCAAUUUUCGGAUCAAGUCCUAUGCCAGGAACUUUAACUGCACUUCGGAUGUGUUACCAAGGUUAUGGUUACCCUUUGAUGCUAUUUCUGGAAGAAGGAGGAGUGGUGACAGUCUGUAAAAUCAAUACUCAGGAGCCUGAGGAGACUCUGGAUUUUGAUUUCUGCAGCACCAAUGUUAUCAAUAAGAUUAUUCUGCAGUCAGAGGGGCUCCGUGAAGCAUUUUCUGAAUUGGAUAUGACAAGUGAGGUGCUACAGAUCACCAUGUCUCCCGACAAGCCUUAUUUCAGGUUAUCUACUUUUGGGAAUGCGGGAAGCUCCCACCUUGAUUAUCCCAAAGAUUCUGAUUUGAUGGAAUCAUUUCAUUGUAACCAGACCCAGGUCAACAGAUACAAGAUUUCUUUACUGAAACCUUCUACAAAGGCCUUAGUCCUGUCUUGUAAGGUAUCUAUUCGAACAGAUAACCGAGGAUUCCUCUCAUUACAGUAUAUGAUUAGAAAUGAAGACGGACAGAUAUGUUUUGUGGAAUAUUACUGCUGCCCUGACGAGGAAGUUCCGGAAUCAGAGUCUUAAGUAUGGCCUUCCCUGUGACCCCCACCUGAACAUUCAUGAUAGGUCACUUUCUCAUUCUGGGUAUGUAGCAUUUCCAGGAGUCUGGGUUUUCUAAAGGAAAGGAGCAUGAGGGAGAUAGGAAUAAGGUUCAUGUACUCAAAGAGUUGCUGUAUAUUUUUUAAGUAAAUGUUUCAUGUAAUCAUAGAUUACCCACUACUGGACUGUCCUGGGGUUGUCUUUUGAACUCCUCAUCAUGAGCCAAGAUGAAUAAUCUAUUUAAGUGAGACAUUUCAAGAGUCUAAAAAUGUAAAGUUCCAUGAAUCCAUACCGGAAAUGUUCUUUUAUUUAUUUACUAUUAGAAAAAGCAUCAACGUAUGGGCAUUGCUUAUUAGUUUGAAUUCUGAAGAAUAUAUCUUAAACGUGGUUCUCAAGGUGUGGCACCUAGACCAACAGCAUUCAGUAUUACCUGGAAACUUGUCAGAAACUCUGGAGGUGGGGCAACAAUCUGUAGCCUAAGAAAACUUUCCUGCAGGAAAUUCUGAUGCAUGCUAAUGUUUGAGAACCACUGUUUUGAAGGAUGCUUUUUGUUGUUGUUGUUUUAAUAGUAUUUAAUUGCACUGAAGUGAUUACUUUUGCAUGUGAUUUCUUCCCUGAUGUUCUGAAGUUUAGGCUUUGCCAAACAAGUCUGAGUAAUUACAUGAUUUAGUUUUAAAGUAUACAUUUUCAAGAAAUCAAUGAACAAGAUAUAAAACAGUCUUCAGAGUUACAGGAUUUCUUCUUGUUCUCUGCAACUGUUCAGUGCAGUAAGUACUGUAGUAAGUACUUACUAGAUAUCUUCUGUUUGCUUAUAAAAGUUUCUCAUCCAAACCAACAUGGAGAAAACCAGUUAAUAAGUGAUUUUGCACUUUCUUGGGUAGUUUUCCAUCAAUUUUUAUGGCAUGUCGAUAUUUAAUAAAAUGAAAUACUAAAAUUA